CGCUUGGUGAGUUAUGACGUGUUUUCUGCUGUGCUCUUCUUAAGUAGAUUUUUCUGCAGGCUGGCAGCUAGGAAAUUUGUCUUGACCUCCAUUUUGCCUGAUCAGCCUUUUCGUUUUAAUUGGCUAUUUCCGAGUGUUUCUGAUUUUCAAAGACAGCCAGAUUAUAAAUCGUCGUUAUUCGCGUGUAUUUCGUGAUAUUCUCGUCGAUUUUGACGAAAAAUCAAUAUCGUCCAUUCGGUUUGAUGGACAUUGCCCAAUAUUCAGGCAAUUACUUGCGCCGCCAUCUUUGAACAAGCAGUCAUGAGAAGAAAAUUGCGUCUCGGUCGUGUGGCAGCUAAGUUUUCGUAGACGUUGGAACAUCUUCACGAUUUUGGAUUACCAGUUACUAAUGGACGUUAUAAGUAGAACUUUUGUUUAGAUGGAGAGAAGAAUUAAAAGGAUUUCGUUUUGAAUUGCAAAUGAAACGGAUUUUACAAUUGUAAAAAAGAAAACGUGGAAAAGGAAAAGACGCUAUCGGCGGAAACAAAAGUGAAUAUAGAAGCUUGAGCGAAAAAGCUUACCGGUGAAAAGCAUUCUCAUCUGAAACAUCGAUACAGCAGUUUCGAUUACUUUGUAAGGUCUCCGAACUUUUGCUGACAGACAAAAUGCCACGGAUUGAUCCUUUGAAGCUACUAGUGUGUCUUAGCGUUUUGCUAGCUCCUAAUGGAGGUAUUCGAAGCUCAAAUGAGGUUAAACGGCUCGCCAAUUUGAUGGCCAAGUUUUCGAAAAAAUUGGUAUCAAAGUGUAUCUACAUACAAAUACUGAAAUGUACUGAGACAGAACUGCUCGGACAAUUUAUGGCAGCUGGAGGUUGGUCGCUCGUUCAUAUGUGGCUAGCCGAUGGUAUCACAACGAAAAACUGGCCUCUGAUCCAGGAGCUACUAGAGUUGCUUUUGUGUUGCCCCGUUGACGUAGAGCGGCUCAAGAGUAACACUGCCCCAAAACUGGUGAAGUCACUGUCCAAGGAUAGCAGUCAUGAGGGAGUACGGUUGCUUGCAUCAAAACUUGUUGAGCAAUGGCUCAAGAUAGCUCGCAACGACAUCCGUUCCGGUUCACAGACUAGUGUAUCUCAACCACAGAGCGAUAAUGCUUCUUCGUCUGCAGGUGUUGAUGCAAAAUCUGACCUGCACAAGAAUAUGGCUGGAGACGAUGACAAUGUGGUUGAUGAAAGCCUCGUUGAUGAUGAGGAUACUCCCUCUCAGACUACUUCCGCUGAAUUACUGCAACAAAAUGAUAUAGAUGGUAGUGUUGCAGGAGAUGCAGAGUAUGAUAAUGAGAACGUCGAAGAAACUAAGAAAGCCUUCAAUACAGCGGUUGCAGAAAGUAAUGCUAAGAAAGCUCCGCUGCUGUUUAAGAUAACGAUGAAAAAUGGCAAACAAGUACUAGCAAAAGUGGAGUCACCUAUUAAGAAAGGAGGCCUCCCAGAAGCUACGGUAGGUGAUGAUGAAAUGACAGAUACAGACAAUGCAGCAACUGAAACUGAUUCGAAGGAACAAGUGAACGAGGUCGAUGUCUCAGAAGAAAAAACUUCGAAAGAAACGAAUUCUGUUUCAACGUUGGAGGAUGGCAAGGUUAAUGUAGAGAGAAGUGAAUCAGAUAAGAAAGAUAGGCGAAAAAGUGACGAGAAAGAACGCAGUAGAGAAAAGGAUAAAAGUUCUAAAGACAAAGAAAAACACAAAGAAAAGGAUAAAGAUAAGGAUAAGAAGUCAAGUAGUAGCGGAAGCAGCCAUAGAUCUUCUAAGUCAUCAUCGUCGUCGUCCUCAUCGAAACAUAACAGCAGUAGCAGCAGUAGUAAAAGCAAAUCUAGUUCUAGUUCCGGUAGCAAAAGUUCAAGUUCAAGUUCCAGCUCGCGGGAUAAGGAUAAAGAUCGUCACAAUAGCAGCAGUAGCAGCAACAGUAGCAGCAAGCACCACCAUAAAAGCUCAUCAUCAUCAUCUAAAUCAUCCAGUAGUAGUUCCAAGAGCGGAAGUUCGAGCGAUAAACAUCGAGACAACAAAGACAAAUCUAAUCAUUCGAGCAAAGAUAAGGACAAGGAUGGUCAACCGAAAGUGUCAUCCCCUUCUGCAGUUAAGUUACCCAAAAUUCCCAGAAGAAUAAAGGAUGAGGACGAUGAAAAUUUGGAUGCAGUUGGCCGUAAAAUGUCGCCAGUAAACACCAAGAAAGCGUCGAUCUCGAUCGAGGUCCGAAAUGCUGAAAAUCGACCCAAAACUGUAAAAACAUACAAUUCUCAAUUCCGCUCUCAUGGUCUUAUCGAAGAAGCUCCUCCACCACCUUCUCGCAAAGGACUCAAGAAACCAGCUUCUGCAUCUAGUCCAUCGACGGUGAUUGGUUCGACUGCUACGGGCACCAUUCCUAACAAACGUUCCUCGCCGCCUCCAACGACGAAGGAUGCUCCCCCUGAGAAGAAAUCCCGCGAUGACCCGACGGAGCGGCCCGGAGCGAUCAAGCUCAUUCCACCUAAACGACAACAUUCGCUGGUAGAAUCGGAUAUGUUCAUGGAUGCCCUUUCCGCUACACUCAAAAAGGAUGUCAAGAAACGCAAACGUAGACACAGCGGUUCUGAAGGAUCAGCUAAACCUCCCACAGAAAAAGCAGCCGCUGUUAGCACCACAACGGAGAAGAGCUCUAAUAAAGCUGCUUCACCAGAAAAAACUGUUCCUCCAUUACCGACCAGCCCAACGGUCGAAAAAUCUGCAAGUCCCACAAAAACUAAACAACCGGAUGCAACCGUGCCCGAAACCAAUGGCACCAAUGAAUCAGAACCUGUAUCCCCUGCCAAGGUAAUAGCGGCACCGAUGUCCUUCUAUCGCGACACUCUGGCCGAUACCGAGGAAACUGGAGAAGAAAAGAAAGUGUCUGAAGAACAGGACGAAAAGACUGCUGAAAAAUCGAGCGAAGAUGUUGAGACAAAGAAAGAAGAACCUCUUGACACACCGGCUGAACCGGAGGACGAUGAUGACGAUAUAGUCAAAAAACCAAAACGGUUGAAAUCUGAACUAAAUGAUGAUGUAGAUAUCGAUGAGAAGAGUCUGAUUGAUGCAGUCGAUGAUGACCUCGAGAAAAGGAUAGCUCAAGCUGGAGAGACCCAAAAUGCACAGAACGCUGUGAAGAAACCGCCAGGUCCAGGAUGUGGCCCUGAUGGACCUCCCGGUGUAUUAGUCAUUCAUCGCCGCAAAGGACCCAAGAAACAGCUCAAGUGGAGAGCCCAGGAAGACCUAGAAGAGAUUCGGUAUUUCGAAUUGGACGUCACCGAACGUUGUAACGUUACAAAGACAUUCUCCGAUCUUAAAAACAUGGAACGUGUGGAUGAACGAGAAAACUACAUACUGUCUCGCAAGAUUCAUUCGGAUGAUAACAUGACUGAAAGGAUACCGUGGUUACCUUUAAUAACAGUAGACAACGUUCCAUCUCAUCCGGAAGGGGUUAAUAGUCAAGAGAAACGUAUUCAGCGAGAUCGUGAACGCAACGUUCUUCAAGCUCUGUACUUCAAUCGGCACAUGAUUCCUGAUUCACCGGCUGAGCCAGACGUGGAAGUAUAUUCCAUUUCACAACCAGCUCACAUUCCGAUGGACGAUGUUACCGGCAAUCCUGAUUCGGUGAACGAUUUUACCACAAUGCCUUGGCCCGAACCGAAGUCCACACCACCUCAUGAAUCAGCUGGUUUCAAUUCUCCUUUCUUCCCCGGCACUGGAAAUGAUUUUUCACAAUUCGGUGUUUCAGGGAACUGGGAUUUGCCUGGAACCAACCCACCUCCAAUUCAAGGAAUGUUCCAACCUAAUAGAAUGCCACCCCAAGGAAUGCCAACUGGUGGUCCAAAUAACAGUCCUCAUAAUGGUCCCGGUGGUCCUAACAUGAUGAGACAAAUGAGCAUUCCUCCGAACUUACCUCCAAACAUAGCAUCACCUGUUCCUCAUCCUAACAUGUUCCAGAAUAAUUUCGGCCGCGGACCAAUGCCUAUGCAACACAUGAAUGACCUGGACGAUGAUAAUUUCCGGAAUGGACCACCACCACCGCCUGCCUGGUUCAAUAAUGGCAAUAACAAUAAUCGUGGUCAUCCUUCUUCACAUCAAGGAAACUUUCAUCACAAUCGAGGUGGAUUCGGUGGACGAGGAGGAGGAGGCAACUGGAAUCGAGACAAUGACCGAGGUGGUCCUCGAAGUAGUAACUAUCGGCCACCAUGGUUACAGAAUAGAGGCAAUCACAAUAACCAUCGUGGUGGUAGAAAAUGGUAAACUUUGCCAUAGGAGUUAUAAUCUUAAUUAUUUGUACAGUGACACGGCAGAGCCUAGUGAUAAUAGUGAAGUAAAAAAAAUAUUCCGCUUGUUGUAAAGCAAAGAAUAUUCGUGCUUAGAUUGUAAGGCAUAUCAACCUAUAUUGUGGUUCAAACAGCUAUAAUGUAACGGAUAGGUUCGGUUUAAAAGCAUUUUGUAUGUGUUUAACAUUAAUUUUGAAUAGCUGACCUUGAAGGUACAAAUUUACUAUCCAUUUUUGCUUUGUUUAUUUUUUUUUAUUUAGAUCUAAUUGCUAGUGCCUAUCUAAGUCAAGAAUCACGAGAAUAAGUGUGAGUGCUUAUUGUAUGACUUAUGUAAAUAGUUUGAAUAAAUAUAUGAAUUUGUUGUACCUAUA
Molecule: messenger RNA, 4665 nt
Organism: Malaya genurostris
Lineage: Eukaryota; Metazoa; Arthropoda; Insecta; Diptera; Culicidae
Gene: PNUTS
Product: serine-rich adhesin for platelets
Exons: 6
Coding region: 645-4271 (1208 amino acids)
Source: RefSeq, a predicted model, not a curated record